AAAGUGCUAAGCAUUUAUUAGUAUCAUUGGGUCAACGUUGAAGCAGAAAAGAGAGGCCCAAGAAGCCCACUCCAUGAAGCCCAUGUGGAAGGCCCACGAAAGUGGAAGAUGUGGGACCCAGGAAUUUAAAACGUCAGUUUAUUGUUUCCCGUGCCGAUGCGCGCACUGAACGGAAGGGCCAUCAUUGAAGUAGCCGUUACUAUACACACCUCUUACUAUCUCUGGACUGGAACUUUGAAUUUCAGAGCGUUUUUUUCUCUUUCGAAAAGUAAACCUCGUCGUCGUUCAUUCGUUCUUUCUCUCUUUCAGAUCGAUUGCAGAAUUCAUUUCGGCACUCCAAACUACGCCGUUCAGCAUUUCCACCGGCGACUGAGCCUCCUCUUCUUCAUCUGCAAAAAUUGAAGGCAGAGCUCGAUGACGGGAACACCUGUGGCGGUGGCUGCGGCAACGCCGAGGUCUAAGAUACAGAGGAAUGCUUCAGGUACGCCGGGUGGCCCCAAAGUUCGGGAGGAGAAAAUUCGAGUCACGGUUCGGAUGAGGCCGCUCAAUACAAAGGAGCAAGCUAUGUACGAUCUAAUUGCUUGGGAUUGUUUGGAUGAACACACUAUUGUGUUCAAGAAUCCAAACCAAGAGAGGCCUACAACACCAUACACCUUCGAUAAAGUUUUUGCACCUACGUGCUCAACUCAUAAGGUUUAUGAAGAAGGGGCUAAAGAUGUUGCUUUAUCAGCACUUUCUGGAAUCAAUGCAACAAUAUUUGCGUAUGGGCAGACUAGCAGUGGUAAGACAUUCACGAUGAGAGGCGUCACUGAAAGUGCUAUUAAAGACAUCUACGACUACAUUAAGAAUACACCAGAAAGGGAUUUUAUUCUGAGAAUCUCUGCUCUGGAAAUCUAUAAUGAGACUGUCAUAGACCUUCUGAAACGUGAAUCUGGUCCUCUUCGGCUCUUGGAUGAUCCUGAGAAAGGGACUAUUGUGGAAAAGCUGAAUGAAGAAGUAGCUGAAGAUCGUCAACAUCUUAGGCGCUUAAUUGGCAUCUGCGAAGCUCAAAGGCAAGUGGGAGAAACUGCUUUAAAUGAUAAAAGCUCAAGAUCACAUCAAAUAAUCAGGCUGACUGUAGAAAGCAGCCUUCGUGAAAGUUCAGGUCACGUAAAGUCUUACAUAGCAAGUUUGAAUUUUGUGGAUCUUGCUGGAAGUGAACGCAUCUCUCAAACAAAUACAUGUGGAGCAAGAAUGAAGGAAGGCAGCCACAUCAACCGAAGUUUGUUGACACUUGCAUCAGUCAUCAGGAAGCUAAGUGGCGGAAAAUGUGGUCACAUACCAUAUAGAGACUCAAAAUUGACACGAAUAUUGCAGUCUUCAUUAGGAGGGAAUGCUCGAACAGCGAUUAUCUGUACCAUAAGUCCUUCCUUAAGUCAUGUGGAGCAAACAAGAAAUACACUAGCAUUUGCUACCAGUGCAAAGGAAGUCAUUAAUACUGCCCGAGUUAAUAUGGUCGUUUCAAAUAAGACACUAGUUAGACAGUUGCAAAAGGAAGUUGCGAGGCUUGAAGGGGAGUUACGAAGCCCUGACCUUUCUGUGAAUUCAUGUCUAAGGUCAUUGCUAGCUGAAAAGGAGUUGAAAAUUCAGCAGAUGGAGAGGGAUAUGGAAGAUCUGAGGCGACAGAGAGACCUUGCACAAACUCAACUUGAUCUGGAAAGAAGAGUGAAUAAAGUUCCAAAGGGAUCAAACGAUUGUGGGCCCUCUAGUCAAAUAGUCAGAUGUCUUUCUUUUCCUGAAGAGAACAAAUCAGCUAAUGGUAAACGUACGCCAGAGCGACGAGAGGCAGUGGGCAGGCAGGCAAUGCUGAAGAAUUUAUUGGCUUCUCCUGAUCCAUCCAUACUGGUUGGUGAAAUCCGAAAGCUUGAGGAUCGGCAGCUCCAGCUCUGUGAGGAUGCAAAUCGAGCUCUUGAAGUUCUGCACCAGGAUUUUGCAACUCACAAACUUGGGAAUCAAGAAACUGCUGAAACCAUGUCGAAAGUACUAUCUGAAAUAAAAGACUUAGUAGCUGCCAGCUCUACUCCAGAAGAAAUUGUGGCAGCAGAUAAGGCCGACCUAAUGGAAAAGAUCACACAGUUGAAAAAUCAAGGGAACACCAUUGCAUCUUUAGAAAGGAAGCUGGAGAAUGUUCAAAAAUCUAUAGACAAGCUUGUGUCUGCUUUUAAUGCAGAGGAGACUCCAGAAAACAAGACGACCCCUCUGAGAAGGAAGAAAAUUCUUCCUUUCACAUUAAGCAACAGUCCCAACAUGCAGCAUAUAAUACGUGCUCCUUGCUCGCCUCUCUCCUCUUCGCGUAAAGCAAUGGAACAUGACAUUGAGAACAGGGCACCGGAAAACAACAUUGGCAUCUCUGGCAGUGAUUCUUUUGCUAAGUUUCAUAAAGAUACUCCACGAAAGGAUGAUAAAAGUUGUGAUUCUAUUUUAUCACGGGCAGGAAGCCCAGCUACAAGGAAAUCAAAAUCAGUGAAUGUGAUGAAGAUUCAAAAGAUGUUCAAGAAUGCUGCGGAGGAGAACAUUCGGAGCUUCAGAGUUUAUGUUACCGAGUUAAAAGAGCUAGUGGCAAAACUGCAUUACCAGAAGCAGCUACUGGUUUGCCAGGUUUUGGAACUGGAAGCAAACAAGUCAUUAAAUGAAGAAAAGGAUACACCUGAUCGGUCUCCCUUGCCAUGGCAUAUACUAUUUGAUCAGCAGAGAAAGCAAAUUAUCAUGUUAUGGCAUUUAUGCCACAUAUCUCUUGUGCACCGGACACAGUUUUUUCUUCUGUUAGGAGGAGACCCUUCUGAUCAGAUAUAUAUGGAAGUUGAACUUAGAAGAUUGACUCGGUUAGAACAGCACCUGGCAGAGCUUGGGAAUGCUAGUCCUGCACUUCUAGGUGAUGAGCCUGCAGGCUCUGUUUCAGCAAGCAUUAGAGCUCUGAAGCAAGAAAGGGAACAUCUUGCUAGGAAGGUGAACACUAAACUUACAGCAGAGGAGAGGGAACUGCUUUAUGCAAAAUGGGAAGUUCCUCCAGUUGGAAAACAAAGGAGACUGCAAUUUGUAAAUAAAUUGUGGACCGACCCUUAUAACAUGCAACAUGUGCAAGAAAGUGCUGAAAUUGUAGCAAAGCUCAUUGAUUUCAGUGUAUCUGAUGAAAACAGCAAGGAUAUGAUUGAAUUAAACUUUUCAAGCCCUUUUAAUAAGAAAACAUGGGCGGGCUGGAACUUUAUAUCAAAUCUUCUAAAUUUGUAAACACAUUGUUGUAGUUGUACGUCAUUUGUAGUUGAGAAGAGAAGUAGAGAACUAUCAAAUAUAUAUAAUAUUUCGAUUCCAUUAACUGAUUA
Molecule: messenger RNA, 3359 nt
Organism: Glycine soja
Lineage: Eukaryota; Viridiplantae; Streptophyta; Magnoliopsida; Fabales; Fabaceae
Product: kinesin-like protein KIN-7B
Exons: 15
Coding region: 415-3267 (950 amino acids)
Biological process (GO): microtubule-based movement
Molecular function (GO): ATP binding; microtubule binding; microtubule motor activity
Source: RefSeq, a predicted model, not a curated record